Molecule: messenger RNA, 1191 nt
Organism: Metopolophium dirhodum (rose-grain aphid)
Lineage: Eukaryota; Metazoa; Arthropoda; Insecta; Hemiptera; Aphididae
Exons: 3
Coding region: 1-1191 (396 amino acids)
Source: RefSeq, a predicted model, not a curated record
AUGUCAAGUGAAUUAACAACUGAGGAGCUUGUGGCUAUUGCUGUAGCACUAGAAGAAGACGAGAACAAGAUCCAGAAGAAAAGAAAAUAUUCUGUUCAUCCAUUAAAUAAGGAAAGGAAGAGAAAAGGCCAGUUUCAUUUAAUAUAUGAUGAUUUGCGUGUAUAUCCUGAAAAGUUUUUUUCUUAUUAUCGGAUGUCUAUGCUGGCAUUUGAUGAAUUGUUGAGUAUCGUCAAAUCCAACUUAUUAAAAAUGGAGAAUUUCAAAAAUGACACAAUAACACCAGAAGAACGCUUGACAAUUACUAUGAAGUAUUUAUCAACGGGAGCUACAUUUAACCAAUUGCAUUUAGACUUUUUAAUUGGAAAAAGUACAGUUCGAGUAAUAAUAAAAAAAACUCUCAGUGUUAUAUGGAAAAACUUACAGCCUUUAGAAAUGCCAGAACCUACCAAAGACGUGUGGAUUCAAACUGCCGAAGGAUUUUAUAAUAAUGCGAAUUUUCCUAACUGCCUUGGUGCAGUCGAUGGAAAGCAUAUUCGAAUAACUAAUCCGGCAAAAAGUGGUUCAGACUACUUUAAUUACAAGCAUUUUUUUUCUAUAAUUUUAAUGGCUUUAGUAGAUUCGAACUAUUGUUUCCUUUCCAUAGACGUUGGAGCUUAUGGACGUGAAGGAGAUCCUAAUGUCUUCAAAAAGUCACCAUUAGGUAAAAAGUUAUACGAUCGUCAACUGGACAUCCCUUUACCUAACGAUGAUGAUAGUGUAGAACAACCAUUUGUGAUAGUUGGAGACGAGGCAUUUGCCUUGCAUGAAAACUUACUCAGGCCUUACCCAAGAAAAAAUUUAGAUUUGAAGAAAAAAAUAUUUAAUAUGAGACUCACUCGAGCUAGACGUUAUGUGGAAUGCACGUUUGGAAUUCUAGCGAACAAGUGGAGAGUUUUUCAUACGCCUAUUUUAGUUGAACCUGAGUUUGCUACAUUGAUAGUAAAAGCAGCAUGUGUUAUUCACAAUUUUGUUCGUCGUCGAGAUGGUGUAGAAUAUGAAGAUACACUUCACUGUCCAUUUGAAUCUAUUAGUUCUGAAACUAACCUUGCUAGAGGGUCAACAAUUAGUGCAAGAGAUGUCCGAGAUUACUUUGCUACAUACUUUGAUAGCCCAAAAGGAAAAUUAGAUUGGCAGUACAAUGCAGUACACUAA